AUGUCCCAAGCACAGGAGAAGGUCCCAGGCAGAGCCAGUCCUAUCGAGACCCUCGACGAGGUCCUCAAGCUCUGGGCCCUCGCCGACAAAGCCAUGAGCAUCAGCGACGCGACCUCCGCUCCACGAUCCCCUUACUCGGACCCGGGCUACCGCCUCCGCGACCCGGACCUCUUCGCCGACGACCUGGCAACGCGCCUCGCCCGGUUCGCCGUCUCCGAGACCAUCGCCGCCGACCCGCGCGAAAGUGUGCAAACGGUUCUCGAGAGCACCUUCUCGCCCGCAGCCGGCGGACAGCGCACAUCUGUUUCGACGCAGCCGACACCCGGCCUAACACGCUUCAACAUAAAGCCGACGCGCGGCAGCCCGCCGCCAUCACCGCCGCCUGGUUUCGGGUUCGGGUGCUCGCUGAAGCGCAUGUCCCGUGCCAGCUUGGACCGGCUUCUUCUGUUGCCAGGCCGCCAGCCGUCGCGCGGUAGUGGCAGAGGCGGCGGCGGCGGGACGGCUGUCCUUGAGAUGAGGGAGACCAUUGCGCAGGGCCGGAUCAGGGCUUCGGCCAAGGACGAAGGGCCGUGGCAGUCCCUGCAUCAGGGCGGGGUAGGGCGAAGAGGGAAUGAAGCUCCGUGUUUUCGCCCGGGAGAGGAGGAGGAGCCGAUCCGCGCACGGAACGUGAGGAGAGUCACCUGGAAGUAA
Verticillium alfalfae VaMs.102 is the source of this 690-nucleotide messenger RNA. RefSeq lists its product with no specific name. Lineage: Eukaryota; Fungi; Ascomycota; Sordariomycetes; Glomerellales; Plectosphaerellaceae. The record is from RefSeq and is a predicted model, not a curated record. The transcript is spliced from 2 exons. The coding region runs from base 1 to 690 and encodes 229 amino acids.